Trichoplusia ni (cabbage looper) is the source of this 1597-nucleotide messenger RNA. RefSeq lists its product as uncharacterized. Lineage: Eukaryota; Metazoa; Arthropoda; Insecta; Lepidoptera; Noctuidae. Bases 3 to 1394 code for a protein of 463 amino acids. The transcript has 2 exons. Gene Ontology annotation, molecular function: protein binding. The record is from RefSeq and is a predicted model, not a curated record.
GAAUGGCGGAGCCCCGAUACUCUUAUGAAAAACCAUUACCGACUGAUUUCGAUAGAUUCCUGCCGUGGGCAUGCAAUCAGCUCUGCGAGGAAGCCACUGUGGUGGUCACCAAAACUAUUCUCGCUGACUACGUGAGUGUAGUUGCCAGCGAACGCCUCAGGCAAGGCAAGGGAAAGCCAAAGCCGCCAAAACCACCGGCCACAGGAGAGUCAGGUUCUGAUGACCAUCAUUCAGAAGGAGAUUCUCUCACGAGGGCUAUCAAAAAUGACUUAAUUAUCCACAUAGAAUCGAUAUACGAUGGAUCCAAUAACCUAACACACAUUAAGUUUCAUAACAACGCACCUAUUCCAAGAUCGGUCAUGAAAAUCAUUGGUCUUAUAAUCAAAUUCCAUCCAAUGUUGACAAUGAUAACCAUUGACAGCGGCUUACAGAUGCAAGCAAUGUACGAGAUAGCCAAAUUCUUGCCAUUAUCGAAAAUUACAGAAAUCUGUAUGGACUACACGUUCCUUCGUGAAGCUAACUAUCAUCUACUUUUGGAUCAUAAAGGGCUAAAACACCUCUCGAUUUCAAAGUGUAGGAUUACAGACUCCGUUCUCAAAAACAUCUGUAACAAGUUAGUCUUCCCAAAUGUAGCUUGCAAAACACUACAUGCAUUAAACGUAUCGUCAAACAGAAUCACAGAUGCUGGUAUGAAGUAUAUAGCUGAUAUGCUGCGGUCAAACAGAAACCUUAGCUAUUUAAAUCUAGCUGAUAAUAAGAUCACAGAUACUGGCGCAAAGUACGUAUUGGAUUGUUUAGGCGAAUUCCCAUUGAGACCGUCCGAGCUUCUAGAAAAGCGAACCAGACACCUGAUCUAUUUGAAAGAAAGGAAAGAAAUGAUGGAUAAAACUGUACAAGAGCUGAGACUUAAUGAAUAUGAGAAGAAAAUGGGGAGAAGGAAAUCGGCGAAGCCAACAGUGUCAUUAAAGAAGAAGGACAAAGAAGCAGAGGGAUCAAAGAGUUUGUCUUUCGUAGAAAGCAUAUAUUUUGAAAAAGCUGAAUCGAUAGUUGACAGCAUUCUAGGUCACUUCAUGGACCCUUUUAGCCCGGACGACACUUUCCACAGGGAUGGGGAAAUAUACUGUUACGGUAACAAUACUCUCAGCUAUUUAAACAUAGCCUACAACAAUCUCUCUUACUUUAGCGUCAAACAGUUAUAUCAGGUUAUUGUGACCCAGAAGUACCUUGCUCGGAAGCCAAGAGGCUUGGUCAACGUUGUGAUCGAAGGCAACUACUUACCAGCGCAAUGUGAAGAAUUUCGCCUGAUUGACGAAAUCUUGGAAAGUAGUUUACCAAACUAUAACCGGAAGAUGUCGUCGAUCGCUUCGUCGAAAAAACGGAUGAGCGUAAAAUAAGGGAUCGUAAAAUAGAAGAAUAGAUGGAAAGAGAUCCACCUACAAAGAAGUCUGUAGAAUAGCUGAAGGUAGGGCAGAAACAUAAGCAUGAGGAUAUAAUAGUGAUGUCCCAGGAUCGAAAAUCAUGGUAAUUGAUAUACCGACAAGUGCACUUAAAUUGGUCACCUGUCGUGGUCCAUUGCAAGAUAAGGGGCGAAGUUUCU